Molecule: messenger RNA, 1489 nt
Organism: Medicago truncatula (barrel medic)
Lineage: Eukaryota; Viridiplantae; Streptophyta; Magnoliopsida; Fabales; Fabaceae
Product: UPF0481 protein At3g47200
Exons: 1
Coding region: 64-1293 (409 amino acids)
Source: RefSeq, a predicted model, not a curated record
AUAUAGUAAAGAAGGGAGUGUCAAAAGACUUGAAAGCUUUUCAUUUUCUUGCUAACUCUCAAUAUGUCAUUCUCCAGCUUGGUGGAUGAUAUCAAUGCCAUGCUCAACACAGCCGAGCCACCUUCCGAUAAGUGUUGCAUCUACAAGGUCCCCUAUGUUAUUCGCAGACACAACAAAGACGCAUACACCCCCACUGUCGUUUCCAUUGGCCCCUUUCACCACGGUCACCCCCAGCUCCAAAACAUGGAAAAUCAGAAACUCAUUUACUUCAAGGAUUUUCUCCAAAGAACCAAGGCAUGUUUAAACGACUUAGUCUGCUACAUAGAAUCUGUCUUAUCUGAUUUCAAACGUUGUUAUUCCGAAACCCUACCAUUUUCUCAUGAUGAACUUGUUAAGUUAAUCUUAAUCGAUUCCGCUUUUAUAAUUCAACUUUUUUGGAGAUACUAUUAUGAUCGUCGGUGCAUUCUCUUUAAACCUUGGUUAGAUAAUGGUAUAAGAUACGAUUUAUGGUUACUUGAAAAUCAGCUUCCCUUUUUCGUUAUUGAAAAAAUUUACAGUCUUUCAUUGACUAAUGUUCCUACCACUAUGAUCCAUUCUUUUCUUAAACUCACUAUUCAUUAUUUUGGUUAUUACAAUAAAUCAAAAUUGGAUUUUGAUAAGGGUGAUAUUAGUAUAAGUCACUUCACUGAUCUGAUUAGGAUAUUUCAUUUGCAACAUCCUAUUGAAAGUCGGCCGAGUAGAGUCAGAGAAUGGAUGAAACAUCCACCGAGUGCAACUGAGUUGUUAGAAGCUGGAGUUAGAUUUAAAGUGAACACUGAAAGUAAGUGUUUACUUGACUUGAGGUUUUCGGGAGGAGUUCUUGAAAUUCCUCAAUUAUUAGUUGCGGAUUCGACCGAAACUUUAUUUCGGAAUAUGGUUGCUUUGGAGCAGUGUCAUUACCCUGAUGAUUCAUAUAUUACCGAUUAUCGUUCUGUUUUGGAUUACCUUAUAAAUACUGCUAAGGAUGUGGAUAUACUUGUUCAGAGCGAAAUACUGGAAAAUAUGCUUGGAGACAGUGAUUCUGUGGCUAACUUGUUUAAUGGUCUUGGCAAAGAUAUUAUACGUUCUACAAUCAGUUCUCAAUUCUCUAUUCUUGGCAAAGACUUAAAUGCUUAUUGUAAGAAUCCAUGGCAUAAGUUGAAGGCUACUCUCAGGCGUGAUUAUUGCAAAACUCCCUGGCAAACUGCUGCUUCCAUUGCUGGAAUCUUACUCCUUGCUCUCACUUUACUUCAAACAGUUUGUUCUUGCAAGUAGUACAACAACCUAAUGCUUUGCAAGUUUGUUCUCAGGCGUGAUGUCUUUCAUUGUUAAGUUCAUAAUUAUUAUUAUUAUUAUCAUCAAUGUACGUAGUUUGUUUCAAUAUGUUUCAUUAUCUUUUUGUGUUGCAUCAGAUUGAAAUUGUAAUUUCAUAUAAAUAGGUGUUCUGCUGAAUAAAAGAGCAACUUGAUCA